Branchiostoma floridae (Florida lancelet) is the source of this 750-nucleotide messenger RNA. RefSeq lists its product as uncharacterized. Lineage: Eukaryota; Metazoa; Chordata; Leptocardii; Amphioxiformes; Branchiostomatidae. The transcript has 4 exons. The record is from RefSeq and is a predicted model, not a curated record. The coding region runs from base 102 to 521 and encodes 139 amino acids.
UGUAACGGACUUGAAUAUCCACUAUCAUACAGGAACCAAUCAUCCAUGAUGACAACCUGAAGUUUCUUGAAGUGACAAUCCAAGCUGCCGGAAAGGAGGAAAUGGAGUUGGGCAACAGACCUUUUAUCGAGGUAGACGGAGUGAGGUACGAUGAUCGUUACCGAGGCUUUAGGAUCAUCGCCGUUGACGCUAUGAAUGGUUCGGUGACGCAUCAAAUGACGUUCGACACGCACGGCCAACCAGAGGCUGAUGCCGUUAUGGCAGCAUUCAUACGAAGCGACAUCCCAAACAACUCCAUCGUCCUUGUUGCCACACGUGACUCAUCCAGUCGGUAUGCCAAUGAGUGUCUGACCGCUUUAAAGGAGAUCGGAGCUCAGGAACCUGUUCAGACAGAAUAUAGAGGCAAUUUCGCCAUGGUUGGUUUCAAGGGCACUGUUUGGCCGACCUGGAUCCAACAAGUCAACCUGCCGUCUACUCAGGGACUAGCGCAGAUCUACACCAAGAUCCCGCUCAUGGCCUGAGUUCAGCAAGAAGAAGAAGAAAUACUCCCCUAUGUAUUAAAUAAAGGAAUUCAUGGAGAGUUCAAAGUACAGGGCAUUUUUCUCUUCUCAGCGGUUGGCUUGUUUGAUCUAUCUAUUGACUUAAAGGUCUUGACUUGGCGGAUUUACAUUUUAGGUAAACAUUUAGACACUAGCUCUUCAUACAUGUGUCUCAGGUGUCGUUUCAAAUUUCUACUCCGUUAGAUUUCUG